Molecule: messenger RNA, 249 nt
Organism: Necator americanus (New World hookworm)
Lineage: Eukaryota; Metazoa; Nematoda; Chromadorea; Rhabditida; Ancylostomatidae
Exons: 1
Coding region: 1-249 (82 amino acids)
Source: RefSeq, a predicted model, not a curated record
AUGCGAAAGCAGGAACCACUGGCUGACUCUGGCACGCAAUCGGGACAAAUGGAAGAAUUACUGGCGCUCGUUCUAUCAGUUCGAAGAUCAACGGGAGUCAAGGUGAUCAAGGAGCAAUUUGGCUCAACGUCGCCUGGAUGCGCCUUUGUACGACUGCGUGCUCUCAGAGGACGUAAACUCUGGAUCAUAAGUGCCGUGCACCUACGAAAACCGCUGAGGACGCCUUCUAUGAUGAACCCAAUGCGUUGA